AUGCCAAGAGUACGACUUCGAAGUGAUGUGAACGCCGAAAGCUGGAUUUCAAGAAUGAGCCGCCAAAAAUGGACAAAACAUCAUUUUUAUGUGUUCGUUCACACUUUUAUGAGUUAUGCAAUGCUUCACGCUACUAGAAAAACCCUAUCAACUGUAAAACCUUCGCUAAUUGAAACAUGGACAAGAAAUUCGUCGACUCCUCACGGACCAUUAUUUCCAACGAAACAAUCAGCCGCCGAGUUUCUUGGUGGUCUCGAUACCGGAUUCAUGGUUGCAUAUGCCGUGGGUUUAUUCGUUUCGGGAAUUCUUGGCGAUAUUUACAAUCCCAGACGAAUGUUGGCUAUUGGCAUGUGGUUGUCCUCGAUUACGGUUCUAAACUUUGGGUUUGUAACCGAAGAAUUUCAUUUCUAUUCUCCUGCUGUCUACGCAACGCUUUGGAUAGCAAACGGACUAAUUCAAUCAAUUGCAUGGCCUGUUGAAAUCUCAAUAAUGGGUAACUGGUUUGGUCAUAAUGCACGCGGAGCAGUUAUGGGCGCAUGGUCUUCAUGUGCAAGUGUUGGAAAUAUCAUUGGGACCAUGAUUACCAGCCACUUUUUGUACAUGGGAUACCAGUUUCCAUUCCUAAUCACUUGCUCAAUUUUAUUCCUUUACGGAAUUCUCGUCUUCAUGCAAUUACCGUCUGCACCAUGGGAAGUUGGAGCACAAGAAAUACAGUCAACAAAUUUGGAAAAUAACAUUGAUGAUGAUGAUGAUGAACCAACAGAAAGACCACCACCUAUUGGAUUCUUUAAAGCAUGGCUCUUACCAGGAGUUAUUGCAUAUUCUCUCGCUUAUGCAUGCUUGAAACUAGUCAACUACGGAUUCUUCUUUUGGCUGCCGUACUAUCUGCAUAGUGGAUUGCAUUGGCCUGAAGAGUAUGCCGACAGUCUUUCCACUUGGUACGACGUUGGGGGAAUAAUUGCAGCAAUCCUUGCGGGGGCAUUUUCUGAUAAAAUGCGCUCGAGAACGCCAGUGGUAUUCGUUAUGCUCAUUUUAUCGACAUUCGCUUUAUACAUUUAUGCGCAUUCCCCACCGACUUAUAACUGGAACGCUUUUCUGCUAGCAAUAGCGGGAUUUUUCGUCGGAGGACCAGCCAACAUGAUUUCGAGCUCAAUCACAGCAGAUCUGGGCAAAUGUGAGCAGCUUUGUGGGAAUUCUGAAGCGUUGUCUACAGUAACGGGUAUUAUUGAUGGAACUGGAAGCAUUGGAGCAGCUCUCGGUCAAUGGUUCAUUCCAUCCAUUCAACUAUGGUUUGGCUGGAAUGCUAUAUUCUAUUGUUUCAUAAUUAUGAUGCUUUGCACUGCGAGUUGUCUUGCUCCCGUUCUUUGGAAAGAAAGAAAAGAACAAAUUCAUAUCCAUGAUAGAGAACAAGACGCGCUUUUGAGAGGUUCUGAUACAAGCGACGAUGAUAAUGAGGAUGAUAUGAACUCGGCUAAUAUGGCGAGUUUUGUGAUUCCGAAAAAGAAGAAGAAGAAAGUCGAAGUGGAAACAGAAAAAGAAGUCGUCGCACCACCAAAAGGACAAUUCAAAAACACGAAAGCGAUUGAUGAUGAAGCAAAAAAUUUGUUUAAAAGGUUCCAGACCUAUUUCGUGGAUAAAGAAUUUGCGCGACAUCUGAAGUGUGAAGAAUAUCGCACUAUUAAAAAUCCGUAUUUAGAAUGGAAGUUCGACGAGUUCAAGAAAUAUCUGAAAUCAAUCGGCCAAUCUGAUCAAGAAACAUUAGGAUUCCGGGAAUCUACGGGUGUCGAAGAAGAAGAAUUUAUUGCAAAAAAUGGGCUUCGAGUUGGAAGCACCAAAAUCGGAGAUAUUGGAGAUCCAGAAUACGGAGUUUAUGUGUACAAGAGCCCGGAAACUGUUAACUCGUCACUUUUCUAUUUUGAAAAAAUGAAAAUACGAGUUAUGAUGUUCAGAACAUUAAGGGGAAAACCUUACAUGGUAGGGAUAGGAUCCGGCGAAAUGGAGCCCCAAUCGGGACAUGUGUGCCAUGAGGCCACUGCUACAGAAAAUGAAAGAGGAAUGAAUAAGCGAAAAUUGGAUCACGCACUCGCAGCAACAUAUCACUAUGAAUUUAAGCCUGAUGGAAUGAGCACCUACAAAUUCCCAGCGGGCGUUCUUCCAGUCGCCGUCAUCGUUUUCAGUUUGGAGCCGAACUCACGCGUGAAAUCGCCUUUAGUAUCCUUGAAAUACCCGUGUUUUGAAUUGCAUCAAGUUCCGCUGGACGAGCCGAUUCUUUUCAAAAAUUCCGCAUUCAACAACAUUCCGAUCAACUUUUAUUCUCCGCUUCGUUUCGCCGAGGUUCCAAAUGGACUUUUCUCCAUCGAGUUUCCACAAAAUCCGUUCUUCCCAAUUCGAAAACUUGACACUAUCGAUGAGAUCAAUGUUCUGCGAAAUGAAAAAUUCGGAUCAUUAAUUACAUCGUUGGAAGUUUAUCUUCCAAGAAAUGAAAAAUCCCGAGAAAAAUUCGCAUCGUAUAGCGUUAUAAAACCUGCGAAAACCGAAGAUUCGCGAUUUAAACAACUUAUCAAAUCGAUGAGGCUUCAAGGAGCGUUUAUUAUGGGAAUGGAUUAUUUGGAGACAAUGCACAUCAUGUUUCCUUCUGGAGAGGUUGCAACGUCGUUAGGAAUUCCAUAUAAAGAUGAUGUUCUUCAUGUGGUUUCUAUCGCAAAUUAUAAUUUAUUUAUUGUGGACUUCGAUAUUUCUGCGCAUGCGGAUAUGGGAGGCAAAUACGCGCAGCAAAAUUUCACGUCCGACGUUGAAUUGCGAGUAGAUGAUUGGUUUGAAGAAGCACACGAAGAUUAUUUUUCGGAAAAGGAGAAACUUGCUUCUUCUGAUGAAUUCGUUCUAAAUGUGCUGAACCAACAAAACUCGCCGACCAACGAUUCGUUGAAAUACUUUGUCCCACUUCCACCUGCAGGGAAGAGCAUUUUGUAUAAAGGACCUAUUAUCGACGACAGCUGUAACCAAUUGGAAGAUGUAGCCAAUGGGCGAAAACCAAAACGAAGACCCGAAUUCCGAGUUCGAUGGGCUGCCAAUGUUGUUGAUAAUGACAAUAAACAAAAAAAUGUGAAGUUAUUGGAAAAGGAAAAAGAAGAGAGGCGUCCCAUGAGCGACAGUGAGCGCGAACAUAUGAUUGAGGGAAACAAUAUCUUUAAAAUGGCAUUAGCCGCAACAACAUCUCAAACUCCUUCAACUUCUACUGGAAUGCCAUCACCACCAUUAUCAAAUGGUAUGAAAUACGACUAUUCGCCAUUGAAUAUCGGAUCGAGACCAUCAUUCGAAUUUCCAAAAUUGAAACCGCAUCCUGGAAGUUCUGGAGAACAUCAGAACCAAAAAUCGUUUAGCGUCAUAAGAUCUUUGCCACUCCCACCGACGGCCAGAAUUUCAACUGUUAAUGAAAACUCUGAAUUUGCAAAUGCAUAUAACGUUGAAAGUUCCAUUAGUACGCCGAAAAUUGAUGAAACAAGUCAAGGAGAUAAGAUCUACGAUGAUGAUAUUCCAACAUUUCCACAGGAGAGUGAUGAUGAGCAAGAGAAUAUGGAGAUUGAUGAAAGUGAGAAGAGUGAGAAAACACCAGCUGAGCCGGAGCCCCAACCACAACCAGUUCGUCCGGAAGAGAACGACAUUUUGAACUUCUGUCUUUCUUCAUCUCGCCCUACCGAAUCUUCGAGCUCAGAGAGUCUUCUCAACGUAUUGAAUUUACGACCAAGUACUUCCAAAGAUCGAGAUUUUCGACCAAAAGAUCGUGAUGAUCGUCGGGAGAAGUCUGAAAGACGUGAUAGAGACGAUCGUUUUGAUCGGAGGGAUCGGGAUGAUCGUCGGGAUCGAAGUCGACGGUUCCGGUCGAAAAGUCGAUCACGAUCGCGUUCGAGGGAACGAGAUCGCGAAAAGGAACGCGAGCGAGCUCGUGAUAAAGAUGAGCGGAUAGUUGGUCCUCCGAGACUUGUUGAAAUUCCGGUGCCGGCGAAUUCGCAAGAUCUCAAAAAGAAAAUGAUUGAGAAUCAACUACAAGAAAAAUUAAGAAAGAAUGGAAAAGAUAUUGACAAUAAAUUGGAGAUUCAUCAACCAAGAGCACUCCCGAAUAUUGUGCAAGCAUCAUCAUUCCAACCGCGUGUGAACUUUUUCAACAGCACCCCAGGUCCGCCGAAUCCAAUUCGAAAGCCAUCGAAUGAAAUUCGCGAGAAAACUCCCGACGAUUUUGAAUCGCCGGCGUCUCCGCCACCCAAUAUGGUCACAAUAUCGGCACCGGCGCCGCCUAUUGAAGAAGUUCAUGAAAUCGAGGAGCCAGAUGAGCUAAGACAUUCAUUCGUGCCGGCGACGAUAUUGCCAAAAGCGCCAGUUCUUGUGCCCACAGAUGGACUUGAUGGUUGGGAAACAAAAUUUAAUUCGCAGAAUACGCAACAAAUGGAGGGCGGAGAGGCCUCCGUGAAACAAUCGCCACCGAAGAGGAAACCACGCAAACCAUUCGAUCAUGAUUCUGCCAAUAGUGCUGUGAGCUCUUUGAAACAAGCGGAUGAUUGCUGGAUGAACGCGAUCAACAAAAAGACAACGGCUGGAAAAAGAGUUGAUGAAGAAGAAGAAGGCGAAAUAAAAAGCGACGAGGAAGGCGAUGGUCAUGGAAGCAAGAAAAAUAAAAAUGACAUUCAAAUAAUUGAAGAAGAUGACGAUAUUAAAAUUAUUGAAAGUGUUUCUACAUCAAACGAUGUUCCCAAUAUUUCGCAAGAUCGCGAUGAUCGGAAGCAGCGGAAGAGUCGAUUCGAUGCGCCACCUGCUGUUGCUUCUCAGCCGGUAGCCGGUUCAGUGUUCUUCCGCAAUCUUGCCGGGCCAUCGUCAUCUCAAACGGCUAGGCCGACGGCAUCUUAUAAUCCUGCUCUACAGAGCAAGCAGUUCUUCUUGAGACCGCCGUUCGGUGCGCCGCCAGCUCAACCGCCGAGAAUAUCGAAUUCGCGAUUUGGAGGUCCGCCGAUUCCACCGCCAUAUGGAAUGCGGACGACGUUUCCGACAUUAGGAAUGCCAUCGGCUUCUUCACAAGUGAAGCAAAUCAAGUUGAUAGUGAUGGUCGAUUCGAUGAUGUUCAAUCGGGCGAUCAUGGCUCCUGAACUUUUUAAAGCAUUGGCUGAUAGCCUCCGAGCUCUUAUUGUGCAAGGCAACAUAAUCAAAAUGCUUGUGCACAAACAUAUUAAUGAUGCAAUGGAGCGCGGAAACGAGACCCAAGUGAUCUACCGCAAUAUUAUCAUCUGCCAUUUCAACUGCCUCAUUAAUAUUAUGCCUGAACAUUUAUGUGACAUGAACUCGAUCAGAUCGGUUAAGGAUACUCUGCGUUGCCUUACAACAUGUUCUCGACAAUACCCCGACUAUGAGCUAAUAUAUUUAUCUAAUUUCUGCCCGAAACCUGAAGUCAGCCGAAGUCUUCUUGAGAUCGGAGUUCACGUUCAGAAGCUUGAUGCUUUGAUGGACUAUAUUCGGAGAUUGCAAUAA
Messenger RNA from Caenorhabditis bovis, 5514 nucleotides. Lineage: Eukaryota; Metazoa; Nematoda; Chromadorea; Rhabditida; Rhabditidae. The record is from the annotation of a GenBank genome assembly.